Messenger RNA from Brienomyrus brachyistius, 1845 nucleotides. RefSeq names its product tRNA methyltransferase 10B (gene trmt10b). The transcript is spliced from 9 exons. The record is from RefSeq and is a predicted model, not a curated record. Gene Ontology annotation, biological process: tRNA N1-guanine methylation. The coding region runs from base 210 to 1169 and encodes 319 amino acids. NCBI's taxonomy places the organism in Eukaryota, Metazoa, Chordata, Actinopteri, Osteoglossiformes, Mormyridae. Gene Ontology annotation, molecular function: tRNA binding. Gene Ontology annotation, cellular component: nucleus; nucleoplasm.
UAAUCCCGAAGGGGCGCAGCACAGUGAUGAUGUCAUACCAGCGACGCAAAACAAACCCCACGAGGUUUUUAUGAACUUCUUAGGAGUUUGUCUGUAUGAUCUGUCCAUUUAGAGCCAUGGUUAUUAAAAGGUUUAUUGUAUUUAUGUAUAACGUCAGUUCGUUGCCUGGCCGAUUGUGUCUUUAGAGAAGCUGCACGAUUUACGCGACCAUGAAUGGGUCCCGAGGUGUAGGGCAGGAAGCCGCGUCCUCACGGGAUGAGGAUCGCCUGGAAGAGUCCGGGCUCUCUGACGCGCUUGGCUUGCUGCACAUUGAAAUUGACUGUGAAACGGCCGGGAAAUUUGGCGGUGAUGACGAAGAAAUCUUGCACUCUAAAAACGUCCUGCGCAAGCAGAGGAACUGGGAGCGGAAGCUGGCUGCCAAGAGGAGCAAGAGGAGAGGAGAGAAGCUGAGGAGAAGGCAGAGGAGAGCUGAGGCGUCAGGUGAUGCAGGCGCUGCUGCGGACAGUAUUCAGGACAGCAAACGGGUGCUGAAGGUCAACGCCAGGGAGCGGCUGGCACAGGCCCGAGUGAUGGGACCGAGGCUGUGUGUGGACCUGAGUGUGGCGGGCUGCAUGUCUCCCAAGGAAAUUAGCAGGCUGGCAGGCCAGAUUGGGAGGCUGUAUGGGUCCAACCGGAGGGCAAGGAAGCCGUUCCAUCUCUUCCUAACCGACCUGAAGGAGGACAGCCUGCUGUAUCGGGAGUGUCAGAGGAUGAACGAUGGCUUCCUUCGCUAUGCGAUCGACAUCACGGAGGACAGCUUCCUAGACCUUUUCCCUCAGGAGAGUGUCAUCUACCUCACGCCGGAUGCUGAGCAAGCUCUGGAGAACGUGGACCUGGACAAGGUGUACGUCCUUGGGGGGCUGGUGGAUGAGAGCGUGCAGAAGAAAAUCACAUACCUGAGGGCUAGAGAUGGUGGGGUCUCCAGUGCCAGGCUGCCCAUCAGUGAGUAUAUGGUGAAGAAGACCAACGCCAAGAACUACCACUCCAAAGUCCUGGCCAUUAAUCAGGUCUUCGAUAUUCUGCUCACUUUCUGUGACACUGGCAGUUGGGCAGUCGCAUUGGAGGAGGGGGUACCCCCAGGGAAGGGCUACAUAGUCAGAACCGACGACACCCCUCAAAUUGACCACUGAACAUCAUUCCCUGCUGCCUCGACAAGGGUCACCUGUGAAGAGUAUAGGGAGGACGGGACCAAGGACAAUGCAUAUAGGGGCCCGGUUAUCCCUCUGUGGAAACCCACCGCUGCCCCCCUGUGCGUUACCUAGGUCCUCACUGUGGAGCAGCAAAUCGCCCAAUGGGAGCCCGGCCUUGCUUUCUGCUGGUUGGGCUCCACUGCCCAUUGCCAUGGAAAUGACCUUUAAGGGUCACCCAGAGAAACUGGAGGUGUCCACUGGGAAUUCUGGGUUACACUUGGAGUCAUUACACUGGAAGGAAAACACUGUUCACUGUAUUUUUCCUGUGAGAACUGCAUUCAAGGUUUUUUUAAUUGGAAAAUUAUUUUAAUAUGGUGUUAGCAUGGGAUGUCCCAGCUGACACAAGUAGUCAGCUGAAUGUAAAGCUGUUUUUGAAGUGCUGAAUAAGAGAAGUGUUUCUCUCCCUGGUCCACGGGGACCCCGAGACACUUCAUGUUUUUGCUGCCUCCCAGCUCACUGUAGGUGCCGAAACGUGGGCUGUUUGGGAGUACACAAAGGUCAAGUUCAGAAACACCGAUUUGGAGUAUAUUACGUUGUAUCUGAAACUACUUGUACAGAUCUCUCUGGUCAGGUCUUAGAAAAAAAAAAACAAUAAAAUGUGUUGAGAUCACUGAAA